Molecule: messenger RNA, 1614 nt
Organism: Asparagus officinalis (garden asparagus)
Lineage: Eukaryota; Viridiplantae; Streptophyta; Magnoliopsida; Asparagales; Asparagaceae
Product: transcription factor EAT1-like
Exons: 3
Coding region: 361-1428 (355 amino acids)
Biological process (GO): anther wall tapetum development; regulation of DNA-templated transcription
Molecular function (GO): protein dimerization activity
Source: RefSeq, a predicted model, not a curated record
UGUUGGAUCAGAGAGACAUAACCAAAUGAAGAAUCCCAUCUCAUCAAAUAACAACUUCCCUUCACGGAAACAAAGAUUAUGAAUAUUAUUCCCUCUCAAAAUUUCUCUUCCACCCAAUUAUAGCAACCAAAACAAGAAAACAAAAGGAACCACAACAACAUUCAUAAGACAUCAACAUCUCUACUUCCCCUCCUCCAUCUUUCUCUAGUUUCCUCUGUAAAUGCUUUUGUUGCCUUAAACUCAUAAGAUUUCUCUUUCUCUUUCAUGUGUUUUAGUCCCACGUGACAGGAUUCAAACACUGACCCUUAAAACAAAGGGAGAGGAGAGAAUUAUUCUGAAAACAAUAAUAGAGGGGAAAAAAUGUAUGAGGAUUCAGGCUACUUUGAUCCCUACAAAAUUCCUGAUUCCAACAGCAUCAACAACAAUGAACUCGAUGAUAACCUCUGUAUCGAUCUUGAGGAUGCAACUGCCUCGAUUACCUUCGACCUCCUGCAAGAGGAUAUCAGUGUUGCACCCCAAAUGGAGACUGUAAAUUGGGACUCAACCAAUUAUCAGAUGUACACAAAUCCUACAUGCGGGCCUGCACCAAAUCUCCUCAACCUGAUACAUCUUCCAACGGCAGCUGCAUCAAUACCUUUCGAUAAUUCAAUGAGUUAUGAUCCUUUGAUGCAAACGGGGUAUACUGUUGGUGCUCAGCCUAAUGUGUUAAGGGAUUUGUAUCAGUCACUGCCACAGAAUUAUGGGCUUUUUUGUGGGGUGGAGAGGGGAGUUUUUCAAGAGAUGGAUUUUAGGAGAGGGGAUAUUAAGGGUGAGGUGAAGGGGAACCUUGUUAAUACUGAGAGGCAGAGGAGGGAACACUUGAAUGAGAAGUAUUUUGCCUUGAGAUCACUGGUACCUAAUCCCACAAAGAAAGACAGAGCCUCUAUAGUAGGAGACGCUAUCGACUACAUUAAAGAGCUACAUCGAACUGUUGAUGAGCUGAAAAUACUUGUAGAGAAGAAGAAGCAUGGAAGAGACAGGAAGAGAGUGCUAAUUGCUGACGAUGAAGCUUCUGGCGACAUGGAGAGCACGUGUGUAAGGCCUGUAAGAGAGGAAGAUCACCCACUCAACGGGGCUUUAAGGUGUUCUUGGCUUCAGAGGAAGUCGAAGGAGAGCUUUGUCGAUGUUCGCAUUAUUGAUGAUGAAGUUAAUAUUAAGCUGAACCAGAAGAAGAAGCCAAAUUGUUUGUUGUAUGUUGCAAAGAUCCUUGAAGAGCUUCAGCUUGACCUUGUGCAUGUUGCUGGAGGAAACAUAGGGGAUAACUACAUCUUCAUGCUCAACACUAAGAUACGUGAAGGAUCUUCAGUGUAUGCUGGUGCAAUUGCUAAGAAGCUUCUAGAAGUUAUGGAUAGGCAAUAUCCAACCUCAACUUUUUCUGCUUACUAUUAGUAGUAGUAGGGAUCCAGCUGUUAAUUUGGUGACAUGAAGAAGAUUAUGUCAUAUUUACAUAGGAAUUUGAUUUCUUUUUGUUGUUUUUUUAGAGAUAGACAGAAUUGUGCUGUUUGUUUUAAAGAUUUGCAACUUUAAAUCUGACCUGAUAAUUAACACAUUCAUUCAACAAGGGCCAACUCAUAA